AUGCUCGCUGCCCAAGCCGCCCUCCUCCUUGCCGGCCUUUACGGCGGGACAGUCGUCGCGCAAGAACAUGGAGAGGACUACGCCAAAACCAUGGGCCCCGUUGCCUUCUUGUGGCCCUCUGAUAGAAUCUGGGAUGCAGCCCAUGACAACAGCGCUCCUUGUGGCACGCCAUCAGGAGUGACGGACAGAACCGAAUUCCCCCUGCUCAAUGGUCAAGUUGCAUUGGUGGCACAGGACGAGUCUUACUCGAUUCAGGUUGCCGUCUCUUACAAAGACAACCCGACGUCGAACGAUGAUUUCGAGACGGUGAUUGCAUCACAAAGAAUUCCCUCUUUGGCAGAAGGACACCAGUGCUACCCGCUUCCCAGCCCACCGGCAGAUGUCGAGGCGGGUGCGAAUGCGACCGUGCAGAUCAAGUACAUUGCGGAUUUCGACACGGAUGAGAGCCAAACCUUCUAUGCUUGUGCAGACAUAACCUAUGUCCCCACCAGCGCAUUCACUUACCAAGUCCCUUGCUUCAACGCCACAGUUGACGACUAUAGCAUUUCUGACAACACCGGGGAUGAUUCUGCUGAUGCGACCACUGGCGCGGGUGCGGCCGGGGCCUCUGCCACCGCAGCUGUCACCACCGAGACCUCGGACUCAUCCUCAUCGGGACUUUCUGGCGGUGCUAUCGCAGGCAUUGUCGUUGGCGUUGUGGCCGGCGUCGCUGUCAUCAUCGCUGCCGGAUUUCUCUUGUGGCGCCGUAGCCAAAUCAAAAAGCGAGCUCGUCAGCAGGCCGCCUCGGUCCGCGCUGUUGAUUGGGAGAAGCCUAUGCAAGAAGCUCGAGCCACCGCAUAG
Molecule: messenger RNA, 840 nt
Organism: Capronia coronata CBS 617.96
Lineage: Eukaryota; Fungi; Ascomycota; Eurotiomycetes; Chaetothyriales; Herpotrichiellaceae
Exons: 3
Coding region: 1-840 (279 amino acids)
Source: RefSeq, a predicted model, not a curated record